Molecule: messenger RNA, 3072 nt
Organism: Ochotona curzoniae (black-lipped pika)
Lineage: Eukaryota; Metazoa; Chordata; Mammalia; Lagomorpha; Ochotonidae
Gene: PDE5A
Product: phosphodiesterase 5A
Exons: 21
Coding region: 64-2670 (868 amino acids)
Biological process (GO): signal transduction
Molecular function (GO): protein binding; 3',5'-cyclic-GMP phosphodiesterase activity
Source: RefSeq, a predicted model, not a curated record
AGGGACCCCGGCCCGAGCGCGCCUCCAGCCGUGGCGAGCCCGCGGAGACGCGCGGCGCAGACCAUGGAACGGGCCGGCCCCAGCUCCGGGCGGCCGCAGCAGCAGCAGCAGCCGCGAGACCAGGACUCGGUGGAAGCGUGGCUGGACGACCACUGGGAUUUUACCUUCUCUUACUUUGUUAGAAAAGCCACCAGAGAAAUGGUCAACGCAUGGUUCGCUGAGAGAGUCCAUACCAUCCCUGUGUGCAAGGAAGCCGUCCGAGGCCACCCUGAGUCUUGCUCCUGCCCCUCGCAGCCAAAUCCUCGUGCCGACAGCAGCACCCCAGGAACACCUACCAGGAAAAUCUCAGCAUCUGAGUUUGACCGGCCCCUUCGACCCAUUGUGGUCAAGGAUUCCGAAGGCACCGUGAGCUUUCUCUCGGACUCGGACAAGAAGCAACAGAUGCCUCUAACCCCUCCACGGUUUGAGCAUGACGAAGCGGACCAGUGCUCGAGACUCUUGGAGCUGGUGAAAGACAUUUCCAGCCAUUUGGAUGUCACAGCUCUGUGCCACAAAAUUUUCCUACACAUCCAUGGACUCAUCUCUGCCGACCGCUAUUCUCUGUUCCUUGUCUGUGAGGACAGUUCCAACGAUAAGUUCCUUAUCAGUCGCCUCUUUGAUGUGGCCGAAGGAUCAACACUAGAAGAAGCUUCCAAUAGCUGCAUCCGCCUAGAGUGGAACAAGGGCAUUGUGGGUCAUGUGGCAGCGCUUGGCGAGCCCUUGAACAUCAAGGAUGCCUAUGAGGAUCCUCGGUUCAAUGCAGAAGUUGACCAAAUUACAGGCUACAAGACACAAAGUAUUCUUUGUAUGCCAAUUAAGAAUCAUAGGGAAGAGGUUGUUGGCGUGGCCCAAGCCAUCAACAAGAAAUCAGGAAAUGGUGGGACAUUCACUGAAAAAGAUGAAAAGGACUUUGCUGCUUAUUUGGCAUUUUGUGGUAUUGUUCUUCACAAUGCUCAACUCUAUGAGACUUCAUUACUGGAGAACAGGAGAAACCAGGUGCUACUUGACCUUGCUAGCUUAAUUUUUGAAGAGCAACAAUCAUUAGAAGUAAUUUUAAAGAAAAUAGCUGCCACUAUUAUCUCAUUCAUGCAGGUGCAGAAAUGCACCAUUUUCAUAGUGGAUGAAGAUUGCUCCGAUUCUUUUUCUAGCGUGUUCCACAUGGAAUGUGAAGAAUUAGAAAAAUCAUCUGAUAACUUAACAAGGGAACGUGAUGCAAACAAAAUCAAUUACAUGUAUGCUCAAUAUGUCAAAAAUACUAUGGAACCACUUAAUAUCCCAGAUGUCAGUAAAGAUAAAAGAUUUCCCUGGACAAAUGAAAGCACAGGAAAUGUAAGCCAGCAGUGCAUUCGAAGUUUGCUUUGUACACCUAUAAAAAAUGGAAAGAAGAAUAAAGUCAUAGGGGUCUGCCAACUUGUAAAUAAGAUGGAGGAGAAUACUGGUAAGGUUAAGCCUUUCAACCGCAACGAUGAACAGUUUCUGGAAGCUUUUGUCAUCUUCUGUGGCUUGGGGAUCCAGAAUACACAAAUGUAUGAGGCGGUGGAGAGAGCCAUGGCCAAGCAAAUGGUCACAUUAGAGGUUCUGUCCUAUCAUGCUUCCGCAGCAGAGGAAGAGACAAGAGAGCUCCAGUCCUUAGCGGCUGCUGUGGUGCCAUCCGCCCAGACCCUUAAAAUCACUGACUUCAGCUUCAGUGACUUCGAGUUGUCCGAUCUGGAAACAGCGUUGUGCACAAUUCGGAUGUUCACUGACCUCAACCUCGUGCAGAACUUCCAGAUGAAACAUGAGGUUCUGUGCAGAUGGAUUUUAAGUGUUAAGAAGAAUUAUCGGAAGAAUGUUGCCUACCAUAAUUGGAGACAUGCUUUCAACACAGCUCAGUGCAUGUUUGCUGCUCUUAAAGCAGGCAAAAUCCAGAACAAGCUAACUGACCUGGAGAUACUUGCCUUGCUGAUUGCUGCACUAAGCCAUGAUCUGGAUCACCGUGGUGUCAAUAACUCUUAUAUACAGAGAAGUGAACACCCACUUGCUCAGCUCUACUGCCAUUCAAUCAUGGAACACCAUCAUUUUGACCAGUGCCUGAUGAUUCUUAAUAGCCCAGGCAAUCAAAUUCUCAGUGGCCUCUCCAUUGAAGAAUACAAGACCACCUUGAAAAUAAUCAAGCAAGCUAUUUUAGCUACAGACCUAGCACUGUACAUUAAGAGGCGAGGAGAAUUCUUCGAGCUUAUAAGAAAAAACCAAUUUGAUGUGGAAGACCCUCGUCAGAAAGAGUUAUUUUUAGCAAUGCUGAUGACUGCCUGUGAUCUUUCGGCAAUUACAAAGCCCUGGCCCAUUCAACAACGGAUAGCAGAACUUGUGGCAACUGAAUUUUUUGAUCAAGGAGACAGAGAGAGAAAAGAACUCAACAUAGAGCCAACUGAUCUAAUGAACAGGGAGAAGAAAAACAAAAUCCCAAGUAUGCAAGUUGGGUUCAUAGAUGCCAUCUGCUUGCAACUGUAUGAGGCUCUAACUCACGUGUCCAAGGACUGUUUCCCUUUGCUGGAUGGCUGCAGAAAAAAUAGGCAGAAAUGGCAGGCUCUGGCAGAACAGCAGGAGAAGAUGCUGAUCAAUGGGGAAGGCAGCCAGGCCAAGCGGAACUGAGCAGCCAGUUUCUUGCAGAGUUGAAGUUUACAGAGCUGGUGUAUUUUGCAUUCUGCCUGGUGUCCCUAUGCACUGUACAGACUUGGGUUAUACUUGCCACUGCUCUAUUUUUAUUUUUGCACAACUCUUGAGAGCAUAGCAUGAAGUGUUUUAGACUAUAGCAUAUAUUCUGUAUAUUUGUUUUACACCACUGAGCUGAGAUGAUCAAUGAUAACCUCAUUUCUCAUGAGAAUUCUGUUUGGAGCAUCUUGUGUAUUGCAGAAGGCAAGUAGCUUCCUUGCACUGAGGUUGUUUUUGUUUUUUGUGUUUGCGUAGGGAUUUCAAAUAAUUUUUUUGCUGUGUUCUGUGAAUUACUAGACUUUCGAGAAUGUUUGGAAUCUUUUCUCAAAAGUAGGUUAGGAG